This is a messenger RNA of Melanotaenia boesemani (Boeseman's rainbowfish), 1755 nucleotides long. RefSeq names its product EGF-like-domain, multiple 7 (gene egfl7). The coding region runs from base 420 to 1295 and encodes 291 amino acids. Gene Ontology annotation, biological process: anatomical structure development. NCBI's taxonomy places the organism in Eukaryota, Metazoa, Chordata, Actinopteri, Atheriniformes, Melanotaeniidae. The record is from RefSeq and is a predicted model, not a curated record. The transcript has 9 exons. Gene Ontology annotation, cellular component: cell surface; extracellular region. Gene Ontology annotation, molecular function: signaling receptor binding; calcium ion binding.
CACAGGAAGCUUUGCAUAAAAAGCAAGUGAAUAACGCCCAAAGACAUUUCAUUUGCCGCCAGACGACUCGCAGGGAGCACCUCGAAUCAGACGCGAGGUUUUUCAACUUGAGACCCCCAAACUCAAGCUUUAUAAAGAAACUGGCACCAUGGAGAAGCCCUCUAAUCAACCAGCCCGGCGGCUCGUGCCCAUGGCCGCUGCUCAGCCUGCGCGCGCGCACGCACCUGACGAACCAAUACUACGAGGGUAGCUGGGGUCAUCCUCCUGAAGGAGAACACACACAUCCAACGUGAGGAGACUUUGGCUAUUAUCCACAGUCCCCCUACCCCUCCCCCUUCAUCCUCUUCUCCUCUUCCCUCCGACUGGCACAGAGAAGAGUGUGAGAGACCCAGUAAGGGAACGUGGGAAAGAAGAAGACGAUGUACCAAAUGCUGCUCCUUUCCUCCUCCCUCUUCAUCCUUCAUGUGAUGGGCACUCCCCAGUUUUUUGCUCACCAUGGGAGGAGGGUGUGUGGCCGGAAACCCCAUCACAAUGUUGUUAUGGCAACGGAGUCAUAUGUCCAACCGGUGCACAAGCCUUACAUCACCCUGUGUCAGGGCCAUCGCGUCUGCAGCACCUACAAGACGACGUAUUCGCUGGGUUACCGGCAGGUGAGCAGAGCAGUACUGCCUUCGCAGUUGUACCCAGAGUGCUGCCCAGGAUGGAAACGAUUUCACUCUUAUAACUGCAAUCAAGCUGUAUGUGGACAACCAUGUGUAAACGGUGGUACUUGCUUAAGACCCAACCAAUGUGCUUGUCCUCCUGGCUGGACGGGACACCAAUGCCAAACUGACGUUGAUGAGUGCAGCGGGCGGCAGCCUUGCGCCCAACAGUGCGUGAACACAGCUGGCAGCUAUCGAUGUGUGUGCAGGGAUGGCUUCAGGCUUGGUGGAGAUGGACGGUCUUGUCAAAGCCUUCCUCUACCUCCAUCUCCUCCUCCUUCUCCUUAUCCUUCCCAGAACAGCCAAGCAACAGUGGGUGGCCACAGUGAUGCAGGUGGAAGGUUGGGCUUGGUGGAGAAUAUGACAGAGGAGGUACAGAGCCUGAGGAACAGAGUAGAGCUCCUGGAAAAGAAAUUACAGUUGGUGCUGGCGCCCUUCAGCAGCUUCUUCCUGCCGUCGCUGGACGAGGGCUUCUCAGAGAAAACCACCUUACUCUCUCACUCCUUCCAGCAACUAGACCGCAUCGACUCUCUCAGCGAGCAGAUUGGCUUCCUCGAGGAGCGCCUCGGCACAUGUUCAUGCCAGGAGAAUUAGCCGCUGAGCACGACAGUUGUCCUUUAAAUGAGAGAGACUGCGCACGAUGGCAACUUCAGUCGUUGUUAUGCUGUGACGCAACCAUCUUGCAAAUCUUUUGUGGUUUUCACCACUCUCAACAGGUCCUUUUGUUAAUGCUUAUUUUCUUUUCUGAAUCACUGAUACAUUCUUGAUUUUACAGCAGUACCUGCAGCAGGGCUGGUUUCACCAUUACAUCAUUGCUGCAGCAUGUGGUCAAAGGUUAAAGUAGCCAUUUAGUUUGUUUUUUGUUUUGCAUCAGUGCAGCUGUGUCCUCCAUCAGAACUCCAAACUGUGCAGGGGCUGAUACGGGCAUCUGUAUUUAUCUAUUUAAAUUAUGAUUAUGAUUUCUUAGUUAUUUCUUAGUGCUCCAGUGAGCAUUUUAACUAGUUUUUGUAACAUUUUUGUAAUAAAAGUCUUAAUCAAAAACACCUUGUGUGCU